Messenger RNA from Brassicogethes aeneus, 369 nucleotides. The record is from the annotation of a GenBank genome assembly. NCBI's taxonomy places the organism in Eukaryota, Metazoa, Arthropoda, Insecta, Coleoptera, Nitidulidae.
AUGAGUAUAACUAUAAGAACGUAUGGCUGGCCCCAUCGGCAUCGCCUUACACUGAUCUCCCAGAGUUAUUUUUACCAUCUUUCGGUUCUCAACUGCCCAGCAUUACCUAUAUUUGGUGCAUACGAAUUUUCACCCCUGCUGGUAAUCUCUCUUAGGAGAUUGUCAAGGCCUGUGAGAUACAGGUCGGUAAAUGAAAACCGGGGGGCGACCAGUCUUUGCGCCCCUUCUGCGCUCCCCCUAACCAUAAGCCUUCAGGGCACGCCACUUCUGACUCCUGGUUCCGCCACUGAGUCUUCCUACGUCAUUAGGACGCCUUCUUCGAAUUUCAGGGAAAGAGACGACUCGUACGAGGAGGAUCACAAUUGUUAG